Molecule: messenger RNA, 983 nt
Organism: Galleria mellonella (greater wax moth)
Lineage: Eukaryota; Metazoa; Arthropoda; Insecta; Lepidoptera; Pyralidae
Product: glutathione S-transferase 2-like
Exons: 5
Coding region: 320-922 (200 amino acids)
Biological process (GO): glutathione metabolic process
Molecular function (GO): glutathione transferase activity
Source: RefSeq, a predicted model, not a curated record
CAGGCUUUUAUGGUAGCCGAUAUGACGUAAUGCUAUUUAACAAUCACUACAUAAUCGAUCAUAAAUUGUUAAAUAUUUAAAUGCACUUUUAACAAAUAGCGACACUACAUCGAUCAAGUAGAAUUAGUUAUAAUAGAGAUUUUACUUCCUAAAUUGCUCUGCAGAGAGAGCAAUCAAGCAGAAAGCGAAAUCAAGUAAAGAGCAGAAAGAUAUGUCGAUAGUAAAUACUAAGUAAAUUUUGGCUAUCUCAAGCCUGUUUGCAAGAUAUGUAAAAGGGGGCUGGCCUGCAAACCAAAUCAGUGUAUAGACUAUCAUUAAUAUGCCAAAAGCUGUAUUCCACUAUUUUCCUGUAAAGGCUUUGGGUGAACCAAUUCGCUUGUUGCUAUCAUAUGGCGGACAAGAAUUCGAGGAUGAUCGUGUUCCUUUUGAUAAGUGGCCAGAAUUCAAAUCAAAGACGCCAUUUGGCCAGAUGCCUGUGCUGGAGUUGAACGGGAAGGUAUACGCUCAGAGCGUAGCCAUCUCUCGAUACCUGGGCCGCAAGUACGGGCUGGCUGGUGCUGAUAUCGAGGAAGACUUCCUCAUCGACCAGUACGUGGACUUCGUCAACGACAUCCGUACACAUGCGGCUGCAGCCUUUUACGAGCCUGAUGCGGCGCUCAAGGCCAAGAAACACGAGGAGAAUGUCAAGAACGUUUACCCGGUAUUGCUGGGGAAGUUGGAGGAGAUCAUCAGGAGGAACAACGGACAUCUUGUGUCUGGCAAGUUGACAUGGGGGGACUUCGUGGCCGCGGGAAUGUUUGACCAUUUCAAGAUGAUGAUGCAAGCUCCAGACUUGGAUACAAAGUACCCGAACUUCAAGAGGUUGCAGGAAACAGUGUUGUCAUUGCCUAGAGUGAAGGAGUACGUCGCGGCUGCUCAGUGAUAAAAUAUUAUAAUGUUAUAAUGCAAUAUGCUGUUGGUGUUCCUUAAAUAAAUAAAUAAAU